GGCACUAUGAUUACACAUGAUUUGUUGUUUAUUUUCAUAUCCUUUGCUACGAUCAUAGCAACCUACCAACGAACGGAUGGAAUAGUUUGCGGUACAUCCGAAAUCGAAGGCCAGAUAGCAGAGGACAACUGUGCCAGUACGUUGUGCGCCGACCACCCUACGCCUCAACUAAAAAUGUCGACAAAAUUAUUUGCCUGUGAUUUUGAAGUGUUUGGAAUUGUUCAAGGAGUGUUCUUUCGCAAGUACACCCAAAAACAGGCAUCCAGUUUGGGUUUACGCGGAUGGUGUAUGAAUACGCGCGAUGAUACCGUUAAGGGACAGCUCGAGGGUGAGGAAAAAGCUAUGAACGAAAUGAAAUAUUGGCUGCAAACCAAAGGGAGUCCAUCGAGUCGUAUCGAUAAGGCGGUUUUUAGCGUCCCCAAGGAAAUAGUGUCCUAUUCGUUCAAGGAUUUCUCGAUUCGUCGUUGA
Anopheles maculipalpis is the source of this 468-nucleotide messenger RNA. Its product is annotated as acylphosphatase-2-like. Bases 7 to 468 code for a protein of 153 amino acids. Lineage: Eukaryota; Metazoa; Arthropoda; Insecta; Diptera; Culicidae. The transcript is spliced from 4 exons. Gene Ontology annotation, molecular function: acylphosphatase activity. The record is from RefSeq and is a predicted model, not a curated record.